UGGAGAUUUUGACACCACUGACAGAUAGAGAAACACAUGCGCACACACACACACACACACUCUCACUCUCACUCUGCUAGACAGAUAGUCGCGCUCACACACACUUGAGCGUUCAGAAAGAAAAGCUGAAAGAAGGAACGGGCAUGAAGAGCACGCCGUACAUGGCAGAGAUUUAUUCCAGCGGGCAGCUUCACCACUUCAUUGAUGGAUACGACGUGCAGCGCAGCAACUGGAUGCGUUUCGUAAACCCAGCACGUUCCCCGGCCGAGCAGAACCUGGUGGCCUGUCAGAACGGACACGAUGUCUUCUUCUACACCAUCAGGCCUGUGGAGCCUCAGCACGAGCUGCUGGUGUGGUACAGCCAGGAGUUCACCAAGAGGCUGUGUGGACUCACCGACAAGCAAACAGACGGCGUGAAGACCAAGCACUUUGGUGGUGAUGUGAUUGAAGCUGACCUCCAGAAGCACUGCCUACCUCAGUGGACCUGCCAUCCCAAGCAGGCGUCGCACCAUUACAGCCUACACAGUCAGGAGGAGGUCACAAAGGAAGGAAAGGACAAGGCUGAGGAGGUUGAGGAGGCUGAGGAGAAGAUUGAUGUGGAAGCCAUUGAGCAGGACACACCACCCAGCACUCCAGAUCGGCACUUGAGCGUUCCUCAGGACAGUGCACACAAAUCACAUCCUCAGCUCGUUUCCCAGUCAUGCCCCGAGCGGGACCUUCCGCUGUAUCCCCAGAGCUAUUACGGCCCCAGGGAAGACUUGACACGAUACCCUGCUCUGACGCACACCUACCCUUUUUUGUCUCCUUUUGACACUCAUUAUCCCCUUCUUCUAAGCCCAUAUACUACACCUUCCAUUGCGUCUAUGCCACCUCCCAGAGGAUCAUUCCCCUACAGCAAUAUGCUGGCAAGAGAAGCCUUGCCCUUUUCAGCCAUGACUCAGCCAGGCCUGCUUUCUGUUAACCAUCCUUCUCCUGCCCUACAUCCUCAUACCAGUCUGGAAGGGCAGCCCACACACACGUCACCUCCCCAGGGUGCCCCAGCAACCCCUGAACUCUCCCCCAUCAUCAAGCACUACCCGGGGUCUGAGCAUCUGUGCGAGGAGGCGAUCAACCUCAGUCUGGCUGCUACACCAAAGUCCAGAUCUCUUACACCAUCAUCAUCUUCGAUGUCACCGCAGAGUCAAGGGUACAAGUCUCUGCCGUACCCACUAAAGAAACAGAACGGAAAGAUCAAGUACGAGUGCAACGUCUGCUUCAAGACCUUCGGCCAGCUGUCCAACUUAAAGGUGCACUUGAGGGUGCACAAUGGAGAGAGGCCAUUUCAGUGUCCACUGUGCAAGAAGUGCUUCACCCAGCUGGCACACCUACAGAAACACCAUCUCGUCCACACCGGAGAGAAACCUCAUGAGUGCCAGGUGUGCCAGAAGCGCUUUAGCAGCACCAGCAACCUGAAGACGCACCUGCGCUUGCACUCGGGAGAGAAGCCCUACCAGUGCAAAGUGUGUAGCACCAAGUUCACGCAGUACAUCCACCUGAAGCUGCACCGCCGCAUGCACAGCUCGAGCGAGCGACCGCACUGCUGCCCGUUGUGUCACCGUGGCUUCCUCCAUCACUUUUCCCUCAGGCUGCACCGUCACUCGGGGUGUUGCGCCACCAAUUCCCGGCCUGAAAGUAGCGAGCUGAAGUACGCCGCCGAGAUCCUUGAGAGGUUCGAUGUCAGCGCCGAGGCUGAAGCUCUGCCAGAGAAUUCGUCGGAGAGUGAAGUCGAUGCUGCUCUGGAGAAGUGGCUGGAGCUGGAAGAUCGACCCAAACCCAGCCACUUCAAAACAUCGGACUCGGUCCUGCCGAAGACCCCAGGACCGGGAAAAUGGCAGGAGAGGGCCAGCGUGGUGUGCUUCGGGGGUGAAGCCAGAGUACAAUGAGGAAGAAAAGCGAGCGUGCAUAAUAGUCUCUACCAAAAAUAUAAAUUAAAAAAUCCUGAGAGGGCGAGACAAAACCAAAUCCAAGCAGCACCAAAUACAUUAACAGCAUUUCCAAAGACUUAAUAAUUGCACUUAAGCCUUCUGGUCUUCGGCGGAGAGCCGAGGUGAUCGGUUACAUCUUUUUUUAUUUUGUUAUUGUGUUGUUUCGUGUGUUUCUGAGUUCAUUUUAAUUUAUUACUCUCAGUAAUAUUUGUAUUUGGUUUUAGAAAUGUAUAAAAAUGUUGUUUUUCUACAUUGUUGUUGCUAUUGUUUGGAAAAUAAUAUAGAGUUGUUUUUUUGUCAAUCAGGGUAUGGAAUUGUUAACAAAAUAUAUCAGGGGUUUGUAGUGUGAAUGUUUUCCGAGCCGUUUCUCAGCAGCCGUGCUGAAACUCGAGGUAUAAGAAAUUCUGCAAUAGUUAUGCAACGUUUGGUUGGCAAUCGCUUUAGAUCUUACUUUGCUAAAGAGAAGUCAACUAGCAGUUUAUUAUUUAUUCAUUAGAGAAGUCCCAUUUUUGUUGCUGUCUGUCUUACCGAGUAAUUCACCUGUCCAACACUGAACUGAAUCUCCGGUGUAUUUUUUCGAGCACGGAAAAAGGACAGCAGGAAGUGAAGAAGUUGUUAUUAAUCUCAGGACACAUGGGGUGUAAUUUAUUACUGUAUUAAUUUAUUGAACAUUAGCAGUGGAAAAAGCAGGAUCUUGUUCCACGUGCACGGUUUCUGUUAUGUAGCCAUGACAAGAAUUCGUUUACUGAUUUUCGUUGUUUGUUUGUUUUUUUUAUGUAGGAUUUGUGUAUAGUUUUGUUCAGUAAUAUUUUUUUUGAUGUUGAUACUUUAUAUGUCAGAGUUUAUUUUCACUGAACUUUUGUAAUGU
Molecule: messenger RNA, 2832 nt
Organism: Hemibagrus wyckioides
Lineage: Eukaryota; Metazoa; Chordata; Actinopteri; Siluriformes; Bagridae
Product: PR domain zinc finger protein 1-like
Exons: 5
Coding region: 144-1922 (592 amino acids)
Biological process (GO): regulation of transcription by RNA polymerase II; cell fate commitment
Cellular component (GO): cytoplasm; nucleus
Molecular function (GO): RNA polymerase II cis-regulatory region sequence-specific DNA binding; histone deacetylase binding; DNA-binding transcription factor activity
Source: RefSeq, a predicted model, not a curated record